Fonsecaea erecta is the source of this 4068-nucleotide messenger RNA. RefSeq lists its product as hypothetical. Gene Ontology annotation, cellular component: nucleus. Gene Ontology annotation, molecular function: DNA endonuclease activity; single-stranded DNA binding. Bases 1 to 4068 code for a protein of 1355 amino acids. NCBI's taxonomy places the organism in Eukaryota, Fungi, Ascomycota, Eurotiomycetes, Chaetothyriales, Herpotrichiellaceae. Gene Ontology annotation, biological process: nucleotide-excision repair. The transcript has a single exon. The record is from RefSeq and is a predicted model, not a curated record.
AUGGGUGUCACCGGACUAUGGACUGUAGUUGCCCCCGCCGCCCGCCCAACCCAACUCGCCUCUCUCAACCGCAAACGCCUUGCUGUCGACGCCUCCAUCUGGAUUUACCAGUUUCUCAAAGCAGUGCGAGACAAAGAAGGCAAUGCUCUGCGCAACAGCCACGUCGUCGGCUUCUUCCGGCGCAUAUGUAAACUGCUCUACUUUGGGAUCAAGCCCGUCUUUGUGUUCGAUGGCGGGGCGCCGGUUCUCAAGCGAGAGACGAUUCGGAAGAGGAAGGGAAGACGUGAAGGGAGACGAGAGGAUGCGGCGAGGACGGCGGGGAAGUUGCUCGCGGUGCAGGUGGCGAGGGCCGCCGAGGAAGAAGGAAAGAGACGAAGAGCGGAACGAGAGAGGACACCCGAAGAGGAUUUACCCCCGGACCAAGAGCUGGUGUACGUUGAAGAGCUAGGCAUGUCAAAGCAAGAACGUACGGCUGGCCGAGGCGAAAAGUUCAGGAAGAAAGACCAGUAUCAUUUGCCGGACCUGGACGUGAGCAUUGAGGCAAUGGGUGCGCCCCACGACCCGAGGAUCAUGUCUCAAACCGAGCUGGAAGAGUAUGCGCGGCAGUUCCAUUCCGGUGAAGACAUCAAUCUCUACGAUUUCAGCAAGAUCGACUUUGAAAGUCCCUUCUUUCUGUCGCUGCCGGCGGGGGAUAGGUAUAACAUUCUAAACGCCGCCCGGCUGAGGUCGAGGUUGAGGAUGGGCUACUCGAAGGAACAGCUCGAUGGGAUGUUUCCCGAUCGCAUGGCAUUCUCCAAAUUCCAAAUUGAGAGGGUCAAGGAGCGGAACGAGUUGACACAGCGACUCAUGCACUUGAAUGGGAUGGUGGAAGGGGACUUUUUGAGGGAAGGCGGUGGCAGGAUUGCCGGUGAGAAGGGCAAGGAGUAUAUCUUGGUCAAGAAUGAAGGGGUAGAAGGAGGAUGGGCUUUGGGAGUGGUGUCGAACAGAAAAGGUGCCGAGAAGGAAAAUGCCAUCGAUCUGGAAGAUGAGGGAAAGUCUGAAGUGGAAUUCAGUGCGGAGUCAGACCAGGAGGAGUUUGAAGAUGUCGCCAUCGAAGGCUUGAAUCGACUGCCGAAAACCUGGGCGCGGAAGAGGAAGGCUGGUGUGGAUUAUGACAUGUCAUAUGAAGAAGUGGCCGAGGAGAUUGCGAGAAAGAGGAAAGCGGUAUAUGAAGCAAGGAAGGCUGCCUCAAACGCUACAGCUCCUGCUCCGAAACCUGCACGGCCUGUCUCUCCUGCAAUCCAGGACACCAACAUGGCUGCUACCGAGGAGACGCUGUUUGUUCCGGAGGACAAAAAGAGGGCUGAGGACGAGGACGAGGACGAUUUGUUUGAGGAUGUUCUACCACUGUACCCCGAACCAGAAGAGAGCGACGAAGACCUUCAACGUGCUUUGGCAAUGUCUCUGGAGCAGCCGACCGAUGAUAACCAAAGGGGCGGUGGAUGGGUGUCGGAAGCAGCUCCAGACAUAACCGGGCAAGAGUCUUCGGAAGAAGAUACCUUCGACCUGCAAGAAGCCCUCGCAGAGUCCAGGCGAAACAACCCCAAGCCACAAUUGUCAAAAGAGGCAGCCACUGCCCUGCCGAAAUUUGAUGGUCCGUUGCCCUUCGAGUCCCUCAACCUUGGACAAUCAUUGUUGGGAAAGAAGAAAUCCAAGAAGAUUGAAGAAGAUCUAGCGGGUGGAUUCGAUCGGGAUCUUGGAGAGGAUGCUUUCCGCAAGGAGAGGCCCCCCCAACCAUUGCCGGAAUGGUUUAAUGCCACUCCGAACAUGAAGGACAUGAGAUUGCGGACUGCAGGUGGCGAUGAUUCACACGAUGUGCACGGAGGAGAAGAUCGAUGGGAAACCAUUCAGCGCCAUAAUACCAAGCAGGUGAUUGACCUCGAGGCCGAAGACGACAAAGACAGAAGCCAACGUCCAGUUGAUCUUGAAGAGGAAAACGUUGAGGAGGAAGUGCAAUUAUUAACUCAACCAUCUCAAGAAGCUGUCGACGAGUUUGUCCCUCCUAGCCAGUCUGAACUUCCCGAGGUUCAAGAAAUUGAAAACCCAGAAAAACAAAAAAGAGAUGAAGAGCGCGAGAAGCGUUACGAGAUUGCACGGCAAAUCGCAGCUGAGAACCAAGCCGAGGACGAACCACCGACGAUGGGCGAAGUUGCCGACGAAAUACAAGCUCAACCGCCUCAACCGUCCGCUGUCCCUCAGUUUCAACCAGAACCCGCUGCUCCUGAAAAUGUCGCUGCCGAAAAAAGCGAUUUUGAGGAAGUAGAAUGGAGUGAGUCGGAGAACGAGGAACCUGUACAGCCAGCAAGUCCGGGAUCGCUAGGUACAGUCGAAGCAGAGUCUCCGCGACCUCGGCGCGGAACAGGGACUGCGGCGCAAGACGAAGACGAAGGUGAAGAAUUUGAAGAUGUAGAAAUGGAGCCCGCUGUCGCUCCAAACCAAGGGCAACAAUUGACCGAUACCCUUCCCAGUCAUCCUGCCACAGGGCGACCUCCACAAGUGAGCGAACAACCCGUUACAGACUCCAGCAUUACGGCAAUUCCAGAUGCGGUGCCGGUUGAAGAGGAAGAAUUUGAUUACCUCUCUGCCUCAGAAGAGGAACUGAUGCGACAACUGGCCGAAGAGGCCGAAGAGCACACUCGUUUCACGUCUGCCCUCAACAACGCCAGGGGCCCCUCGACUGAGCAAGCCAUGCGAGACUUCGAUGCCGAACUCAAAGCCUUGCGGUCCCAACAAAAACGCGACCGCCGUGACGCCGACGAAGUCACGCAGACGAUGAUCCAAGAAUGUCAAGCCCUAUUGAGGUUGUUCGGCCUACCGUACAUUACCGCGCCCAUGGAAGCCGAAGCGCAGUGUGCCGAACUCGUCCGCCUUGGGCUCGUAGACGGGAUCGUCACAGACGAUUCGGAUAUCUUCCUCUUUGGAGGGACCAGAAUCUACAAGAACAUGUUCAACGCCGCCAAAUACGUCGAGUGCUAUCUCUCCUCGGACCUGGAAAAGGAAUUCUUGCUGAACAGGAGGAGAUUGAUAAGAUUCGCCCACUUGUUGGGUAGCGACUACACCGAGGGAAUUCCUGGGGUGGGUCCCGUCACUGCGCUCGAGAUUUUGACCGAUUUUGGAGACCUGGAGGAGUUGAGGGCCUGGUGCGAGAGAGUCCAACUCGGCAGGCCACAGGAUUUGGAGAAUCAACUGACCACCCCUUUCCGAAGGAAAUUCCGAAAGACAGUACAGAAACGCCUGUUCUUGCCCACAGGAUUUCCCGACUCGAGGGUUGACGAAGCAUACCUGAACCCGGAAGUCGAUUCAAAUCCCGAGCCGUUCCAAUGGGGUGUCCCGGAUUUGGACAAACUCCGUGGCUUCUUGAUGGCGACGAUCGGGUGGACGCAGGAGAGGACCGACGAGGUUCUGGUUCCGGUGAUUCGAGACAUGAACCGGCGGGAGGUGGAGGGCACGCAGAGCAACAUCACGCGAUUUUUCUCCGGCGCGGUCGGUGUGGGCGGCAGGGGCAUCAACGGCAACCCAGGAACCCGCGGCAAUGCCCUUGCUGUCGGCGGCGAGGGUAUAGGGCCGGCGCAAGCCCAAGCGGAGGCGAUGGCGCCGAGGAAUCGUACAGGCAAGGAGUCCGGACGGAUGAGGAACGCAUAUAAAAGGCUCAGAGGGGAGGCGGAGAAACGGAGGAAACGACAAGAGGACGAGGCGGAUGAGGAUGACGAUCAGAUGGGAAAUGAGGAUGCGGUCGAGGUCCUUCAGGGCCUCGGUGAGAUCCAAGGCAUUGAGGACGGUGAAGGUCCGCCCGGCACGACCAACAAUCCAAUUUCUAUCCCCAAUCUGUCUGCAGCCGGAAGCGCCGACGACGACAACGAUGACGAGGGAGAUUUAGCCGGCGACGAAGCCGCACCCAAGCGCUCUGCGAACGCGAAGUCGAGAUCCAAGGCGAAGACCAAGGCGAAUUUGCAGGAUUCCACAACGAAAGCGCGAUCAAAGUCGACCAAGAAACGGUCCAGGAAGAGGACAGUCCAAGAUGAAGACUGA